AUGAGCCUCCGCCUGCCUCUCCGGCGGGGGGGCCAAUUCGCCACCAUCAUCAGCGCCUACGCUCCGACGAUGACCAACCCCGACGCCGUCAGGAACAAAUUCUACGAGGACCUGCACAGCCUCUUGGCGACUGUGUCGAAGGCGGACAAGUUGAUUGUCCUUGGUGACUUCAACGCCCGCGUCGGCACAGACCAUACUGCCUGGAGAGGAGUGCUGGGUCCCCACGGUCUCCGCGGCUCAAACGACAAUGGUCUGCUGCUUCUCCGCACCUGCGCAGAACACCGCCUCAUCCUGACGAACACGUUCUUCUGUCUGCCGGAGCGAGAGAAGGCCACCUGGAGGCAUCCUCGGUCGCGUCAGUGCCACCUGCCGGACUAUGUCCCCGUCCGGAGGCGAGAUCAGCGGGACGUGCUGGUGACGAAGGCGAUCGCGGGUGCUGACGGGUGGACCGACCAUCGCCUCGUCAUAUCGAAGAUGCGUAUUCGCCUACAGCCUCGCAGGAGACCACAAGGUAAGCGACCCCCAGGUAAGCUGAAUACUGCCUUGUUGUCUUUGCCAGCUCACCAUCUUCAUUUCAGCAAUGAGCUAGCUCAACGGCUAGACAACCUUCCUAUCGCUGCCGCCGCCGCCGCCGACGCCGUCGCUGCCGAGAACGCCUCCGUGGAGAACCGCUGGUGUCAACUGCGAGACACGGUCCAGUCGACGGCGCUCGCCGUCCUCGGUCGCGCUCCCCGUCAACACCAGGACUGGUUCGACGACAACGACGCCGCCAUCAGAAAUCUGCUAGCUGAGAAGAACCGCCUACACAAAGUCUACGUAGAUCACCCCACUGAUGCCACCAAAGCUGCCUUCUACCGCAGCCGCCGCCAACUUCAGCAACGACUGCGCGAGAUGCAGGACGCCUGGACCGCUCGCAAAGCUGAGGAGAUCCAAGGGUACGCGGACCGCAACGAAUGGAAGAACUUCUUCUCUGCGAUCAAAGCUGUCUACGGUCCGCCGACGAAGGGCACUGCUCCUCUCCUCAGCGCCGACGGCAACACUCUCCUGACUGAGAAGACGCAAAUUCUGCAGCGAUGGGCCGAGCAUUUCCGAGGCGUCCUCAACCGCCCCUCCGUCAUCUUCGACGCCGCCAUCGAGCGUUUGCCGCAAGUGUAG
Spirometra erinaceieuropaei is the source of this 1155-nucleotide messenger RNA. The record is from the annotation of a GenBank genome assembly. NCBI's taxonomy places the organism in Eukaryota, Metazoa, Platyhelminthes, Cestoda, Diphyllobothriidea, Diphyllobothriidae.